Camellia sinensis is the source of this 1179-nucleotide messenger RNA. RefSeq names its product V-type proton ATPase subunit E. Gene Ontology annotation, molecular function: proton-transporting ATPase activity, rotational mechanism. Gene Ontology annotation, cellular component: proton-transporting two-sector ATPase complex, catalytic domain. NCBI's taxonomy places the organism in Eukaryota, Viridiplantae, Streptophyta, Magnoliopsida, Ericales, Theaceae. Gene Ontology annotation, biological process: proton transmembrane transport. The record is from RefSeq and is a predicted model, not a curated record.
CAAUUACGAUUCACGAUCGAAGACACAGAGCCACUCGUCGAAUCGCCUCCGCCACCGCACCGCCGCCUUGUCUCCGAUCAGAUCCGAUCUCUAAACUCAGAUCCAAAAAUGAACGACGCAGAUGUCUCCAAGCAGAUCCAGCAGAUGGUCAGAUUCAUCCGCCAAGAAGCCGAAGAGAAAGCCAACGAGAUCUCCGUCUCCGCAGAAGAAGAAUUUAACAUCGAGAAGUUGCAAUUGGUAGAAGCAGAGAAAAAGAAGAUCAGACAAGAGUACGAGCGUAAAGAGAAGCAAGUCGAAGUUCGGAGAAAAAUUCAUAAAUCAUGUAAAAUUGGGACUGUGGUUUCUACUAGUUUGCUGAGGCUGAAAGAGCCUGCCGUCUUGUUGCGUUGUCGAAAAGAAGACCUAAAUCAUGUGGAGCAUGUUGUGCACUCUGCAAAGGAGGAGUAUGCAGAUAAAGCAAAGGUUCAUGCACCUGAGAUAGUAGUUGACAGCAUUUACCUUCCAGCUGCUCCUUCUCAUCAUAAUGCCCAUGGUCCUUUCUGCUCUGGAGGUGUAGUGUUGGCUUCUCGAGAUGGGAAAAUUGUGUUUGAGAACAGCCUGGAUGCAAGGUUGGACGUUGUAUUCCGCAAAAAGCCUCCAGAGAGUUUGCUGAGGCUGAAAGAGCCUGCCGUCUUGUUGCGUUGUCGAAAAGAAGACCUAAAUCAUGUGGAGCAUGUUGUGCACUCUGCAAAGGAGGAGUAUGCAGAUAAAGCAAAGGUUCAUGCACCUGAGAUAGUAGUUGACAGCAUUUACCUUCCAGCUGCUCCUUCUCAUCAUAAUGCCCAUGGUCCUUUCUGCUCUGGAGGUGUAGUGUUGGCUUCUCGAGAUGGGAAAAUUGUGUUUGAGAACAGCCUGAAUGCAAGGUUGGACGUUGUAUUCCGCAAAAAGCUUCCAGAGAUCCGCAAGCAGCUCUUUGGUCAAGUUGCUGUAUGAUGGGUUCGAGUAUUAUGUAUUUAUCAUCUCCUGUCUAUCCAAGUUUUUCAAGAUCGGACAAUAUAUUGGUCUUGUGCUGUUGGAACUGCUAGCUGAUUUGCUUGUUUGUGUACUUUCAAUUUUCUGCUGCCAAAAUUUAUUUGUGGUUCCUGCUUGGGCUGCUUGAUAGUUAAUUUCUUUUCAAAUAAAAGUGAGUUGAUUGGAUUA